AGAUCCAAGGACCUGCUACUUCACACUGGAUGCAGGGCAGAGCUCUUGACACAGGGCCUGGGAAAAGCAGCUACAUAUUAUUUUGGUAGAUUUCCACCUAGACUCAUUUUAUACCGAAAGAGAAGAGCGUGAUAUAUUUGCUCGGUGGGUUGACAUUAACACUUGUCAAGUUUUUUAAAUGAAUUCCGAUAUCACGUUGAAACAGAAUUUGUAACUGGAAAAAACAAGAUUACUUUUUUUAUUCAUUGUCUUCAUCAGGAAAACUUGCACGCUAAAGGAAUAUUGCGAGAACUAUAGAUAGUGUCUAUGCCCUAUCAACUCUACCAUAACCGGCCUAGCAGUUUAUUGCUGGACACUUGAGUGCCAUACUGAAGUCCUCAGGAAUUUGCAAACACAUGAUGUACACAAUUACAAUAGGUCCUAGUAAACUUGUUACACAGAGACGAACAGGUCCAACGCAGCAGAUUGACAACCAAAUAAACGACUUCAAGCACAAGCAGACGCCCUGGUCACUUCCUGAUGCUCCUGCACUCAAGAUCGUGUUUAACCGAUUAAACCGGAAGAAGAUCCUCCACACUCCACCGAAUGUGCAGUUGGCCCAGCAGCCUGAUGAGGGCUUCUCCGCUGCACACCAGGACAAUGUCAAGUUUGUGUAUGAAGCCUGGCAGGAUGUAUUGCAUCAGGUGGAGGAGGGAGGAGCAAGAGACGAGACAGGAAGUGCCCGUGUUCAGGGACCAGUGGAGUAUUCAGAGACCAACCCCAGCCCAGCCUUGAAGAACUUUGUGCCAAUCGAUCUAGAUGAGUGGUGGGCUCAGCGCUUCCUGGCCACCAUCGACAACCUCUCUUGAUGACCUCCAACCCCUCAGGCUUCAGCAGACAGUGCCUGACAAAGGGGCCUGCAGGUCGGGGUGAGAGGAAAGCUCUGGCAUGGUGGGACCUACUGAAGGUGUAUGCUGGUCUGGAUCUCCUCAUUACAGGAUGGUGACAUUACAGGAUGGUGCUUGGCAAAACAUUGUCACCGGGAAGUUGACCAUGACAUAGCCAUGGUAACCUCACCUGAACUCCAUUUAAAUAACUACUGGAGAAAUGAAAUGGCACAACCAACCAAUCAUGUUCUCUUGGGAAGCUCAAAAGGAAGUAUAUAUUUUUUCACCUUGUUAGCUCAUGGUGUUUGUGGGAUGAACAUGUCAAAAUGGUUGUAUGAAAAUGCAGUAAAGAUGUAUUUUCCC
Messenger RNA from Esox lucius (northern pike), 1229 nucleotides. Its product is annotated as protein FAM195A-like. Lineage: Eukaryota; Metazoa; Chordata; Actinopteri; Esociformes; Esocidae. The record is from RefSeq and is marked predicted.